AUGAAAUUUACAAUCUUUUUCGGAAUUUUGGCACUUGUUUGUUGCGGAUUAGCAACUCCAGUCCAGAAAGAUAAGACAAGCGAUACUGGUAUCUCGGGGUCAAACUUGAAAAAAUUUAAGGCAUUGGCAAAAGAGUUACAUGAUUAUAAUGCAAAAAACUUUGUUCCAGGAUAUGAAAAUUCAGGACUGAUUUCCAAAUAUGAGAAACGGGAUUUGACUAAUUUAGAGAAGCGGUCAGACUUACCAAUCUUGGAUUCUGUCUUUGUGUUACUUAAGGAUUCAUCAGCAUGCUAUUCAAUGAUUGAUUAUGUGUUGUUGCAGCCGCCAUUACUCGACCUUGUGUUGAACACAACUAUUUGGGCCAUUGAAGCUCAAUUAGUGAAUAUAACAAACUUGUUUAUUGCAAUGGACAAAUCUAAUUUACAGUUAGAUAUUCUAGUUGCUUGUUUACAAGAUCCGCUUGUGUUACCGGGGUUGAUAAGUAUCACCAAAGAUAUGAUCAAGGAGAGUGGAAUAAAAUUGUUCAACUUUUUCAAUAAAAGAGACAACACCCAAAUACAAAAAUCUGUUUCCGAUGAUAACAGUAUUAACAUUUCAAAAAGAGAUGACCCUGUUUUAAACCUCUUAUUAACAUCAUUGGAUGAUUCUGGUUUGGGUGUUUCGCUUGUCAUACAUAUUUUAACUACGCCGCUGUUAUCUCCAGCGGCAGCACAUAUUAUGUACAAAUUGUUAACUGUUAAAGCUCAAACAUUACUUCUCAUGUAUGAUGCUUUGAAGAAAUCUAACUUAAUCUGGAAUGUGUUGAGGAAACUUUUGGCAAGACCACAAAUUUUAAUGAAAUUUGGCACAAUUAUAACUGAAAAAAUUAACGUUGGUGAAAUUUCAACAACUAUUAUACAAUACUUCUAUUAA
This is a messenger RNA of Candida tropicalis MYA-3404, 912 nucleotides long. RefSeq lists its product as uncharacterized. The coding region runs from base 1 to 912 and encodes 303 amino acids. The transcript has a single exon. NCBI's taxonomy places the organism in Eukaryota, Fungi, Ascomycota, Pichiomycetes, Serinales, Debaryomycetaceae. The record is from RefSeq and is a predicted model, not a curated record.